Messenger RNA from Vitrella brassicaformis, 3892 nucleotides. The record is from the annotation of a GenBank genome assembly. Lineage: Eukaryota; Vitrellaceae.
CACGCCAGAGGAAAGCUCAGCAGCGCUGCAGUGUCGUGGCGUGUGAUAUAGGCAUGCGGAUCUGGGCACUACCGAGCCUUCUGAUCUUCCUGCUCGCAGCGUCAACAUGCGUGGAGCGCAGCAAGGCGGUGGUGAUAGGGCUGGACUUCGGCGAGGAGUUCUUCAAGGUCGCUCUCGUCAAGCCUGGCAAGCCUUUCGAGAUCGUCCUGAAUGUCCACUCGAAGCGCAAGACGCCCACUGCAGUCUCUUUCCACGACAAGACCAGGGCAUUCGGCGACGACGCACUCGCACACACCACCAAGAGCCCGCACAAGGUCUUCACCUUCACCAAUGCCCUCCUCGGACAGAACAGCACUGAGCCGUCGGUUGGUCUGCCGGCCGCUUUCUACGCUUACAAGCUGGAAGUGGACGCCGAGAGGGGAUCUCCAAGGGUGACGCUCGACACCGACCGGUCCUUCUACUCAGAGGAGAUCAGCGCCGCUCUCCUGGGCUACGCCAAGAAGAUCGCAGAGACCUCCGCUGAGGGCAGCGUGAGGGACUGCGUCAUCACAGUGCCCUGCACCGCCACACAGCGACAGCGGCAGGCGCUCAUCGACGCGGCGACCAUCGCGGGGUUCAACGUGUUGGCUCUGGUGCACGAGAACACCGCUGCAGCCGUGCAUCAUGCGCUCGACGUGAAUGCGACCGAGGCCAAGAAGACGGUGCUGUUUUACAACAUGGGCAGCAAGUACACGGAGGUGUCGUUGGUGCACUACAGCGGGGCCAAGAGUGAGGAGCGCGGCAAGAAGAAGGACGUCCCGCACGUGCAGGUGCUCGGCUGCACCAUCGACCCUACCAUCGGCGGCCACUACGGCGACCUCGCCAUCGCUCAGAAAAUGGCCGACACGUUCAAGGAGAAACACAAGAACGACCUCUCGAGCCAGCCGAAGGUCCUGCGCAAACUCCUGAGGCAGGCUGUGCGGAGCAAGCACAUCCUCUCGGCCAACAGGAAGGCGGACUUCUACGUGGAGUCGCUGACCAACGACAUCGACUUUCGGUCGGCGCUGAAGCGCGAGGAGUUUGAGAAGAUGCUAGAGCCCAUGUUCAAGAGCAUCGAGAAGCCUGUCAAUGAGGUGCUGCAGCUGAGCAGCAGGGGCAACGUCACCUACAGCCUCAAAGACAUCGAUGUCGUCGAGCUCAUCGGCGGCGGCUGGCGCAUCCCCCGUGUGCAGGAGGAGCUGGAAAAGCUGUUCAAGCAGAAGGGGGGCGGCGACAAGGCCAUCGAGCUCGGCCAGCACCUCAACGGCGACGAGGCGAUGGCCAUGGGUGCCGCCUUCAUGGGCGCCAACUACUCCACCUCUUUCCGCGUCAAGAAGGUCCUGGUGACCGACAUCUCGCCCUACACAUACCGGCUGGACAUCACGCACCUCGACACGGCGAGCGAGCCCUACUUCAAGUCCAAGGACCUGAUUGCGGCGGGCGCCAAGCUGGGCGGCAAGAAGAACGUCAACCUCAACAUGACAGAGGACCUGCACCUCAAGCUCUAUGAGGACGACAACCUGCUGGCAUCAUACGACCUCGUGGGCGUCACUGAGGCAGCCAAGGGACAGUUCAAGAAUUUCACUGAGGUAAGCUCGGCUCACACACCCACACACACAGAGCAGCCAAUACCAACAGAGAGAGGCAACACUGUGUGUGUGUGUGUGUGUGUGCAGAGUGGCGGCAUUCCCCGUGUGAGCAUUAACUUCAAGGUCGAGUCGACGGGUCUCCUUUCCCUCGAGAAGGCUUCGGCCAUCUUCGAGCUGCCGCCAGAGGAGGACACCGAGGAGGCCGCAGACGACACUGCCGAGGGGGAGGGGGCAGAGGGUGCCGCUGCUGCGGAUGCCAACACGACAGAAGACGCAGCCACGUCGGGCAACGCCACCGACAAGGACACAGAGGAUGACAAGAAGAACGCCACGGACGAGUCGGCACAGAAGAAGGACGAUGCCGCCAAGAGGAAGAAGGAGAAGCUGCUGAAGCCCAAGAAGCCCCGCAAGUACACCAUCCCCCUCACCGUCACCACCACCCUCGCCAAACCCCUCCCGAUGACCGACCCCCAGAUCAGGGCCGCCAAGGACCGCCUCGCCGACAUGGACAAGAUCGACCACGAGGCGCAGGAGCUGGCCAAGGCCCGCAACACCCUGGAGGCCUACAUCUACAGCUCACGUGAGAAGCUGGAGGACAGUCUCAUCCAGAAGGUGUCUCUCGAGGACAGCAGGACGUCGCUGUCCAGCAAGCUGAUGGACUACGAGGAGUGGCUGUACGAGGACGGUUUCUCGGCUGAAAGGGCGGAGUUCACCAAGCGGCUGAAGGAGCUGCAGGACGAGAUGGAGCCCAUGGUUGAGAGGGCAAAUGAACACGAAAACAGACCGAAAGCCGUCGAGCUGGUCGCGCAGACACUCAACAUCACCAGGUCAGGACGCGAGGGAAACAGACAGGCAGGGAGGGGGGGAAAUGCACACAGUGGGGCGUUGCUGACCACCCUCCGUGUUGAUCCCUCCAUGUAUCCAUCAGGUUACAGGUUGACAAGAUCCACAAGGACAAGCCGUGGAUCAGCGUCAACAAGACCAACGAGCUGCUCAACGCCACCACCGACCUCAGCAGCUGGUUCGCAGACAAGCAGGACAAGCAGAAGGCCAUCCCCGACCACGAGGCGCCCGCCUUCACUUACGUCGAGGUCACGGCACGCGUCAUGAAGAUCCUCAACAAACUCGAGCAGAUCCAGCGCAUUCCCAAACCAAAGCCAAAACCGUCACCCCCGCCACCCAAGAACGACACCACUGCCAACGCGACCACAGCAGCCACGACGAACGCCACUGAGAGCACGACAGCAGCUGAGGAGGGUGUCGAUGAGCCGCUCAUUGAGACAGAGCCAGCGGCAGCAGCAGAGGAGGAGACCAAGGGAGAGGAGGCAGCCGCAGACGAGAACGGCAAUGGUGACAGUGGCAAUGGCAAUGGAGACGGGGAGGGGAAGGAAGAGGCCGUCAAGGAUGAGCUGUGAUGGGGCGGGCGGGGCUGAUCGAUGGUGUGGUGAGCGUGCUUGAUCGGGCAUGAUGCUGGUUGCGUCGGUUUUGGCCCUUUUGACCUUUUCCUGUCCCGAUCGCUGCCCCGUGCCUUCUUUGCCCAUGCGUGCCGUGUUCCUGCCUUCCUACCAGCCCUUCCACCCUCUCCCCAUCCCUUCCUCCCUCCAUGACCUGUAGUCGUCCUAUAUGAAUAUUCAGUAGCGCUCUAUCGUGUUUCUGUCGAUCAUCGCGCCGUCAGAUGCAGUGGGUGAGCGCUGCGGGCACACGGUGGGCAGACAGCCGCGGUCUCGCAUCAGAGACGCAACGCAUGGGCCGGGGCGACGACCGACAGAAACGAUGAGUGGCGUAGGUGCUUACUGUUUUCCCAUUGCGCUCUCGAGGUGAGGUCUGUCUGUGUGUGUGGUAAGGGUGUGUGCAUGUCUUCGUGCGUGGCUCCAGAGGAGGACACGCCGGGAUGACCAUGAACUACCAACUUACAGACAGGCCAGCCAGACAGUGAGGCGUGAUAGAUAGAGGGAGGGAGACUGCGAAUGAAGUGGCCUCUACUGCUGUGUGAGGGCCCUUCCUUCAAUCGUUUGCGUGUGUGUGUGGGUGAUGGCAUUCGUUCAUCCAUGGCUCUAAUUCAAUGGUUAUCGCAUCUCGUUCGUGCGUCCCUUCCGCCUUCCUGCCUGCCUGCGUGUGUACGUGUGCCAAUUGAUCUGUCGGCCAGACUGACGACUGCAUGCAUGCGAGUGUGUGAUCGGACUCGAUGGUUCCAUGCAUCCCUGCCAGUGAGUGACAGAAACGGGAGACUGUGCAGUGUGCGUGUGUCACAACCAUCUUUUCGUGUAUGAGAUGAAUCAAUGUCC